CUAUAAUCAUCAAACAAAUCGUUUUAACGUUGAAUCGAAAGAGAAUCGGCGAACAAUCAGCGAAGCAGAUCGGGAGUGGCGGGAAGGAAAGCAAGGGAAGGAAAAGAAAAGAACAGAAAAGAACAGAAAAGACAAGAAAGGAAAGACGGGUAGGAAAGGGAAAGCAAGGUAGGUGGUGUUACAUCGGCCAUGUGAAGUAAUUAAUCAAGAGCCCGAACCAAUCAUCAUCAAUCGGUCUCUCAGCAGAGAGGAAAGGUUAAGGAAACGUGGUUCAUACUCGUUGGUCACCCAUAUCUUACUGUGUCGGCUUUUCAAGCAAGGACAGGGGCAGAAGAAGGUGGUCCCUUAUCCCCCCUCAGGAACGGCUAGAGAGCGAGCGAGCGAGCGAGCGAGCGAGCGAGCGAGCGAGAGAGAGAGAGAGAGAGAGAGAGAGAGAGAGAGAGAGAGAGAGGGAGGGGGGGGGGGGGGGGGGGGGGGGGGGGGGGGGGGGGGGGGGGGGGGGGGACUCUAAUACCAAGGGCGAUUGAUCGAGAGGGAGGGGGUCAACAUGGAGGUGGACAGGAGGAGCGAAUCGUCAGAGAAGCGUGCGGUCUCUUCGCUGAAAGUUCAUGUAAAGUGGGGGAAGGAGCUUCUGCGGGACGUGGAGAUAGAUACAACUCAGCCACCAUUAAUGUUCAAGAUGCAGCUGUAUUCGUUGACCGGAGUUCCUCCUGAGAGGCAAAAGAUUAGUGUCAAGGGUGGCCUCCUUCAGGACGAGGGCGACUGGUCAAAACUCGGUGUGAAAUCGGGUCAGAGGUUGAUGAUGAUGGGGACGGCGGAGGAAAUCCCGUCGGCACCAAAGCAAGGACCAGUCUUUGUGGAAGACUUGCCCGAGGAAGAUCGUGAAGGAGCAUCAAUGAGUGAGUUCUCCGCAGGUCUUAUCAACUUGGGCAACACGUGCUAUAUGAAUUCUACAGUGCAGUGCUUGAACCGAGUUCCUGAGCUCAGAGAGGCUCUUUUGGGGUAUUCGUCUGCCUCAGGCAUUGAGCAGGAUGCAUCGCACAGGUUGGCAUUAUCGUUGAAGAAUUUGUUUGGGGAACUCAAUAAGAGCCUGCGGCCUGUCAACCCAUGGCAGUUCUUGACAAUUUUGCGUGAGAGAUUUCCACAGUUUGCACAGACCGGGGAGAAUACCUUCAUGCAGCAGGAUGCAGAGGAGUGUUGGACUCAACUUUUGCAAGCGCUAUCUCAGCGCCUGAGAUUGCAGAAGGAAGGCAGAGUGGAAUCUGUGGUUCAAGAUUUGUUUGGCAUAGAGAUGCAGAACAGGUUGAAGUGUCAAGAAUCUGGGGAAGAAAGUUUUGAGAAGGAGACGAUAUUUACGUUCAAAUGUCACAUCUCCCAAGAAACAAAGGAUUUGUACGAGGGGAUGAAGCAGAGUCUGAAGGGAGAGGUGGAGAAGAACUCAGCAAUUCUGGGUCGGCAGGCGCUAUUUGUGAAAACGUCAUCUGUAAUUCGGUUGCCAUUGUAUUUGACGGUUCAGUUUGUCCGAUUUUUCUGGAAACGAGAGGCGCAGCAGAAAGCCAAAAUCCUCAAGAAAGUGACCUGGCCGAUGGUUUUGGACCUCUCUGAUUUCUGCACCGACGAGCUCCAAGAGACCUUGAAGCCGCUGCAAAAGGCAAUGAAACAGGAAGCCGAUGAAAAGGCAGCUAAGAAGGAAGAAGUUGGAGGAGGCAGUAAGGACAAGGGUGUACCAAAAGGCGAUGACGAAAAGACAGAUGAUUUGCCGGAGCAUACUGCAGAGGGUGCUGGUGCCAGAGAUACUGUUAUGACAGAAAAUCAGCCAUCAGAAGGGGGUUCAAGUGAUGGCGACCGAGGAGGCUUGCUUGCUUCGACAUCUAUGCCCGUGAGCAUGUUGCACAGGCAGCCGACAGGGCUGUACGAUCUGGUUGCGGUUCUGACUCAUAAAGGUAGAAGUGUGGAUUCAGGGCACUAUGUUGCAUGGGUGAAGCAGGAGAGUGGAUCCUGGAUAAAGUUCGAUGAUGACAAGCCCAGUGUAAUGACAGAAGAGGAGAUCAUGAAGCUCUCUGGUGGAGGGGACUGGCAUAUGGCAUACUUGUGCCUGUAUAAAGCACGAACUGUUGCUCGAUCGUCUUGAGUAUGUAGCGCAGAGGCCAGCCGUGAGCAUAACUUAGAGUCUUGGGCAUUUAAAAUAAGUAAAUGAGAGCACCAAGAAGCAUAUCUAUGGGUAGGUGGUUGGUUGGUUGGUUGGUUGGGUUCGGCAUUGGAGGAGGAGGGGGAGAAAGAAGAGGAGGACUCCAGAUGAUCUCCACCUGUCCCUCUGCUGGAUGUGUCCCUGCUUUGAGGUGAGGAAACGCUUGGAUGUUCUGCCAAUGGUUCUGACUCUUCUGAGCUAUUUGCGUUCCCCAGCCAGCUAGCUGGCUAUGUUUAUUGUGUUGAGGGCACUGAAGGACUAGGAAAGCGAGAAAAAGGGGAGCGAGGCUCAGCGAGCAGCAUUUAGGCCUUGUUAAAAAAAAAAAAAAAAAAAAAAAGGCCUUAGAGGAGCCGGUUACAGUUAUUCUUCUUGUCGUGGCUUUCGGAUUCAUGAUUGCCCUGUUGUUUUGCAUUAAUGAGAAGGUCUUGUUCCUGAGAUGCUGGUUCGUUCUGCCCUUCUGAAGGGGAGCGGUGAAUUUUGCGUGGAAUUCGGCGCUUAGGAGGUUCGGCGAUGCGAUGCGUAUUUGGGAGGAAGAGCAGAAAUGGUGAGUGUUAUGGUCUCAUAGUUUCUGAUGUAAUUUCUUUUUGGUUGGGAUGUUUCGCUGAGAAGCGUGUGUCAUCGGAUUGUAACUCUGUUUUUAAUUCGCAUGAUCGAGUUCGGUCCUCAUCAUCAUCAUCAGCAGCAGCAGCAGCAUCUGCAUCAUCCUUGUCCUCGCGCGAAACGCUACUGUGGGAACAAAUACUCUUUUGUUUG
Messenger RNA from Chara braunii, 2941 nucleotides. The record is from the annotation of a GenBank genome assembly. Lineage: Eukaryota; Viridiplantae; Streptophyta; Charophyceae; Charales; Characeae.